Messenger RNA from Sorghum bicolor (sorghum), 3940 nucleotides. RefSeq names its product wall-associated receptor kinase 3. Gene Ontology annotation, molecular function: ATP binding; polysaccharide binding; calcium ion binding. The record is from RefSeq and is a predicted model, not a curated record. Lineage: Eukaryota; Viridiplantae; Streptophyta; Magnoliopsida; Poales; Poaceae. Gene Ontology annotation, biological process: cell surface receptor signaling pathway; protein phosphorylation. The transcript has 12 exons. Bases 1553 to 3853 code for a protein of 766 amino acids. Gene Ontology annotation, cellular component: plasma membrane.
AAAAACAAAGAUAGCAAGUGCAAUUGGCAAACUGUUGGAGAUGCUCUUAACGCGCGAUAGUAGCAAUCAUUCAAAUAGCCACUCUGAAACUAAUUCAGAAAUGCUAUAGGACACAUGUGUGUUUUGUGGUUUGUUGGCACAUGAAUUUUAUAGCCCGCUGGAUGAAGACUGGAGCGCCAGAUUUGGUCUGAACUGUUCUGGUUGUUUUGUCUCGCUGACGUGCAGAGCCCACUCAAACGUUACUAUUUGAAAUGGGGAGUCGCGCCUGUCUGUUUCUGGCUAUCCCACUUUCCCCAUCUUCUGGAUAUCCCACUUUGCCCAGCAACACUCGAGUGGAAGGGGUUCGUCCUCGGCGAUUUCACCGGCACCCUCGCAGCGCCCCCAUCUCUUCCUCGACGACGCCAAGGAAGGAGGUGGAGCGCAGCUACCUCCGCUAGGGUUUCCAUCUUCUCGGUGGAGGCGCCGCGCCUCUGUGACGCGGACCCUGCCAGCCAGCUGCUCGGUGCCCGUGCGGCCGUGCGGACGGCCGGCAUUGGCGCGCAGCACGCUGCUGCAGGCUGGUGUGACGGGCGGCUGGGCGACGCGAAACAGAUCCCCGUCGGCCUGGAGGCUCGCUGCGUGCAGCAGGACAGGGAGUCAGGGACAGCAGAUUUAUCAGAAGCUAGCAUCUCGAUGCAGAUCAAUCUUGGUAAACGGGCUAUAAAGAGUGCAACAAUCCUGGGUCAAACCCCACUUCCAAGGAUCUCAUGAACCAAGCGUCUCGUGACCAAGAGAUUGGGUACCACCUAAUAAGAUCAGGGGACGACGCUAGAGGACACUCGGCAACAGAGCGGCACAAAUCAGAUUACUUUUCUGCAUUCUUUACUUCAAGGUCUAGAAUGUUGCCCAUGUAUAAUUCUUCAGCUAAUCCCGCACAACUUAUAUUUUGAUGGUGGAUCAGUAUGUGUGUAUGACUCAGUGCUACCAGGAAAGAUUUGGCUAAUGAUUGAUAGAGAGAUGGUGAUGCAAAUGUUAUGCAAUCUGGGGAGCUUGGGCUGGACUCCGGAGCCUGAAUUAUUGGUGGUGCUGGCUGGUGCUGCUACAGGGGCCUAGACGGAAGAUGUGGGCGUGCAGGUGGCAGGGGAGCAUAUGUUGUGGUGUUUACUAUCCCAAUAUUGACUUGGAGGGAAAUGUGUGCCUGAACAUUUUGCGUGAAGAUUGGAAGCCUGUCCUGAACAUCAACACCAUUGUAGAAAUUGAUUUACCAGAGAAAUUGAUUGAAAAGAUUGGUGUACUAACCUUACCUGAUGAGACAAAAGGACCGCUACUGAUGGAUCGUUGGUGAGAAAAUCAAACGUUAGACCAAUGAUGGCAAGCAAAUAUCAAUCGUGGUGCACGACGCUUUAGCAUGUGCGCAGAAAAGCCAUUCGACGUUUGCGAGUGACAAAAGGACCGCUACUGAUGGAUCGUUGGUGAGAAAAUCAAACGUUGGACCAAUGAUGGCAAGCAAAUAUCGAUCGUGGAGCACGACGCUUUAGCAUGUGCGCAUAUUCAAGACUAUGGCGGCGUGGUGAUGGUUCCGGCAGCGGCGCUGAUGCUAGUUCUGCAGCUCUUUUCCUUGGCUUCAGCAGCUCAGUCCGGAAACGUAGGCCCGCCGCCGACCUGCCCAUCCAGCUGCGGCAACCUGAGCGUGCCGUAUCCAUUCGGCAUCGGCGCCAGCUGCUCCCUCCCUGGCUUCAACCUCACCUGCGACCGAACGCGCCACCCGCCGCGGCUGCUGGUCGGAGAUGGCGCCCUCCAGAUCGUGGAGAUCUCUCUGGCCAACUCCACGGUCCGGGCCCUGUACACAGCGGGCGCCGUUAACAUCAACUUCAGCACAUCGGCCACAUCCGUCGACGGCAGCGGCACCUGGAGCGGCGGCCUCGGCGCUGCCAGUGACAGCCCGUACGUGGUCUCAGAGUGGCGCAACCAGUUGGUUGUCACAGGGUGCAACGUUCAGGGGACGCUGCUCGGGGGCAGCGGCAACGUCAUCACCGGCUGCUCCUCCUUCUGCUCCAUCGACGACAAGUGGACCGGCGCCGUGGUAACCACCCCUGACGAGGGCGCCACCGCGUGCUCCGGCAUCCGCUGCUGCGAGACGCCCAUCCCCAUUGGCCGCCCGUCCUACAACGUCCAGUUCAAGUACCUGGACGUUGAGAACACGGGUUUGCUACCUGUGGCAGUGCGCAUCGCCGAGCAUGGUUGGUUUGACAGUGUCGCCGCGCAAAUGCUGAACAACUCAGUGAGGGAUUCCACGCUCGGGACGCCGGUUCCAGUGGUACUGGACUGGGCGGUGGCGUCGACCCCAAUAGUCCCGGGAACGCCUGCUGCGGAUGCCGCCGGCAACUCGUCCUGCCCCUCGGACGCGGCGAGGAGCGCCUGCCGCGGCAGCCACAGCGCCUGCCAUAACGUCACCAACAACUACCGGACUGGCUACGUGUGCCGCUGCCAGAACGGCUACGACGGCAACCCCUACCUGUCCAGCGGAUGCCAAGAUAUCAAUGAGUGCGAAGUCCCGGGGAAUUGUUUCGGUAUAUGUACAAACACGGACGGAUCGUACGAGUGCCGGUGCCCACGCGGUGCUAGUGGUAACCCAUACGUGGAACAUGGCUGCAUCAAAUCUUCUCUAGGGCUGAGUAUUGGCCUUGGAGUUGGCAGCGGGGCAGGUCUUUUGGUGCUGGUACUCGGUGCUGUCUUUGUGACUCGUAGGAUUAAGCAUCGCAGGGCAAGAAUGCUGAAGCAGAAGUUCUUCAAGCAGAACCGUGGACAUUUGUUGCAACAAUUGGUGUCUCAAAAGGCUGAUAUCGCUGAGAAGAUGAUCAUCCCCUUGAUAGAGCUGGAAAAAGCCACAAAUAAUUUUGACAAAGCUCGUGAGCUUGGCGGAGGUGGACAUGGUACUGUCUACAAGGGCAUUCUAUCUGACCAGCAUGUUGUCGCAAUAAAAAAGUCAAAAGUGGCAAUCCAAAGAGAGAUUGAUGAGUUUAUUAAUGAGGUAGCUAUUCUCUCUCAAAUCAAUCAUCGAAAUGUCGUAAAACUCUUUGGAUGUUGCCUUGAGACACAAGUGCCACUAUUGGUUUACGAAUUCAUUCCAAAUGGUACUCUUUAUGAUCAUCUUCAUGUUGAAGGACCAGCAACAUUAUCAUGGGAGUGUAGGCUGAGAAUUGCAACGGAAACCGCUAGAGCACUAGCCUACCUUCACAUGGCUGUGUCAUUCCCUAUAAUCCACAGAGAUAUCAAGUCCCAUAAUAUUCUUUUAGAUGGCUCAAUGAUAGCAAAAGUGUCCGAUUUCGGAGCUUCAAGAUGCAUUCCCACGUACAACACUGGGAUUUCAACUGCUAUCCAAGGAACAUUUGGAUACUUAGAUCCUAUGUACUACUACACUGGAAGACUCACUGAGAAGAGUGAUGUUUUUAGCUUUGGCGUUGUUCUUAUAGAGCUGCUGACUAGGAAAAAGCCCUACUCCUAUAGAUCACCUAAGGAUGAUGGUCUUGUUGCACAUUUCACGGCAUUGCUCUCGGAAGGCAAUUUGGUCCAUGUACUUGAUCCUCAGGUCAUAGAAGAGGCAGGUGAACAAGUGGGGGAAGUAGCUGCAAUAGCAGCAUCAUGUGUCAAAAUGAAAGCAGAGGAUCGACCGACCAUGAGACAGGUGGAGAUGACCCUUGAAAGCAUUCAAGCACCCGUACAAAACGUUGUGCAACGUACAGGUACAAGGAUAUGUGAUGAGAAACAGAAGGCUGUCAUGUAUCCAUUAGUGGAGGGUACAAGCAAGCAGGAGUCAAGUAGACAGUAUAGUCUUGAAGAAGAGUACCUCUUGUCAGCAAGAUACCCGCGAUAGUGUUUCAUGCCUUUUAUCUUUUUCUAGUUUGAAGAUCUUUGCAAUAUUCAUUUUUAACACACUAUCUUUAGUUGGCAUUUACGUAUA